UUCUAUUCAAUUUGAAGUAUUUUAUAGCUGCAUUGCUAUAUAUCUCAUUCUGAAAUUAGCAAUCUAGUGAAGUAUGUACUAGUUGGAAAUUCACUACUAAAUUCCAUGCACAGUUGAGAGUGGUUGUCUUUGAAUGGAAAUAAAGAAAUUGAAAGGACAUGUCCAUAUAGAAAUAUUUCUUUUUUUGUGUCUGGAAGGCUAUUUGACAGACAGAGGAAAUGGCACCUCAUGUGUCAACGAAAGUUUGAAGAUUAAACACAGCGAUUUCAGUAAGUUGGCUAUUUGGGUUAUUUAAUCUCAAAUUUUAGUGUCCUAUAACCAGUCUUAAUCCCGUAAUCUUCAUAUAAACGAUUUAAUUGGCUGACUGAAAAUGUCAUGUGAUAAACUACUAUGUAUAAUGAAACACAUUAUCUCACUUUUUCUUGACAUUUCUUAAAACUUACUUAUUUACGAGUUUAUUCGGAAUGUUUCAUUCAACCAGUACAUGCACAAAUAAAUCACUUCAAUACUUAAUAUCUCCUUCUACGCCCCUGAGCAGAGCUAUGAAAACAGAAAGCACUUAUAAAUGUCUAAGUAGGUAAUUACAUCAUAUGAUCAACGUUAUGAUAUUUAAACUGUGGAUGCUGAAAAUAUUGAUUACUGCAGCUGAAGUCACUUUCAUGAAAAGAUUCUGAACACUAUACACAUCGUUUUGGCUAAUAUGGAUAUUAAACGAAUGAGAUCAGUGCUAGUAUGCGUUACUUGCAUAGUCUUCAUGCCAGGACACGCAUACGAAUUGGAUUCUGAUGUUGUAUAUGAAAUAUUUUCUAGAAUGGAUAAGGUUAUGAAGGAACAUGAAGACCUAAGGCAUAGUUUAGAUGUGGCAGUUCGGAAUAUGAUACAUCAGGCUGACAUAGACGAAAUCAGCAACAAGAUGGAAAAGCAAGCGGACAAAAUAGUCAAGUUAGAAGAAGCCAUCAACAGGGUAGAAAAGCAGGCUGACAGAAUAACGAAUCUAGAAGAAACCACCAACAAGAUUGAAAAAAAAGUGGACAACAAAAUCUCCAGUUUAGAAGAAGCCACCAACAAGAUAAAAAGGCAGGCUGACAGAAUUACGAAAUUAGAAGAAACCGUCAAAAACAUCGAAAACAAGGCUAAUGGAGUAACAAGUAUUGAAAAUGAGGUGCUAAAACAGAACAACCGGAUAGCGAAACUAGAAAAUAGUACCUUGAACAAUGAAAAAGCUAUCUUAGAUGUGACACGUCUUGCAACGGAAAAUGACACGAAAGCUGCCAAGGUAACAGAAUCAUCUAUAAAUGCGAUAAAAGACGACGUUAUGAAGCAGUCUAUUGCGGUUCACAAAAUGGUAUUCGCAGAGAAAAUGUUUUUACGUGGAAUGAAAAAAUCGUAUGACGAGAAACUGUCAAAUUUCACAAACGAUAUGAAAUUGCAAAUGUCAACUUUGAAUGCUUCAGUGGAAUCACAAAUUUCCUCAUUUGACACGAUUUUAAAAGUGACUGAAAAAAAACUUUAAUUGUUGCCCUGAAUGAUUACUCCAGUUACAUAAAUGAUACCUUUUUAAACUUAAAUCAAGAAAUCUUAACAUCUGCUAAUGAAAAUGAACGAAAGCUAGAAACUCUACAAGGAAAAAUGGAUAAAGAAAUGGACCAUCACAUGAAAACUUUGAACGAUGCUAAUGGUGCAAUUCAGCAACUGAAAACCAAAAUUGUGAACGUUGAAUCAAGACAAAAAACGCUUCAAGAGAAAGUAG
This is a messenger RNA of Mercenaria mercenaria, 1750 nucleotides long. RefSeq lists its product as uncharacterized. The coding region runs from base 701 to 1513 and encodes 270 amino acids. The transcript has 2 exons. The record is from RefSeq and is a predicted model, not a curated record. Lineage: Eukaryota; Metazoa; Mollusca; Bivalvia; Venerida; Veneridae.